AUAAUAAGCAAGUGAACUCGUAACAGGUGAGGAAAACUUGCAUGGAUGUGUUAGGAGGAUCAACCAAAGGAUUCGUGUUUUUAAGCAGUGAUGGGUUGUGGUUUACCACUUUGUUCCAAACUUCAGGAGAGAACUGCCAAUGCCCAGCGCAGGGCACUUAUUCAUCACAGGGCUUCGGCCACCCCCAACCCCCAGACAUAGCCAAUCAUGUCUGUGCCACACCCAGCUGGCUGAUAGCACCUCUGAGAUUUAAGCGGAUCUGGAAUAAUAAACCGCUGCACCCCCUUAGUGCCCAGGAUCUUCUUUUUUCUUCCUACUGUUAAAUCUACAGAAUUGAAGUUAGUUCUGAAUCCUUGAUCAUUUCGUUUGUGCUUAUUUUUCUUUCUACAGAUAAAAAUCUGCAUGAUGGAUGACAUGUACUUUUUCACAGUGGAUGUAAGUAAAUUCUCACCAGAACAAGUGAUCGUCAGCUCUUCAAAUAACCUCGUACAGGUUUCUGCUGAGAAGCUGGCAUCAGAUGGCACAAUCAUCGAGGCAUUUUCAGAGAAAUGCCAGUUUCCAGCUGAUGUGGAUCCCAUGACAAUUACAUCAUCCUUGGGGAACAGUGGUGCACUGACCGUCAGAGCUUGGAAAUACAAGGGAAAUGGUUUAACAAGCAAAGAAGUCUAGACUAACAACAGGUCUCUACAGUGUCUGUGGAUUUAACAGUUUGUGCUUCGUAAGUGCUUUGCAUAUCAAACUGAUACAUUGUAAACUUUAGAUUUGUCAUGUGUAAAUUAUCUUGUAGACUACAUUUGUUUAUUAAUGUAAUUAAUCAAGUGUAAGGAGUUACUUUUCUGUUUUGGUAAAUUCAGUUUUAUAUGAAUUAAUGUACACUUAUUUACACCGUGUUAGUGGAUAUUGGAACAUUUUUAUGUCCCUUUU
Molecule: messenger RNA, 924 nt
Organism: Trichomycterus rosablanca
Lineage: Eukaryota; Metazoa; Chordata; Actinopteri; Siluriformes; Trichomycteridae
Product: heat shock protein beta-7-like
Exons: 2
Coding region: 403-669 (88 amino acids)
Cellular component (GO): cytoplasm; nucleus
Source: RefSeq, a predicted model, not a curated record